Messenger RNA from Tachysurus vachellii, 1857 nucleotides. It is a transcript of the gene mdfic2, whose product is annotated as MyoD family inhibitor domain containing 2. The record is from RefSeq and is a predicted model, not a curated record. Lineage: Eukaryota; Metazoa; Chordata; Actinopteri; Siluriformes; Bagridae. The transcript has 4 exons. The coding region runs from base 208 to 744 and encodes 178 amino acids.
CCAGUUGAAUCUUUGUUGUUGUUGUGCAUUAUUUUAAUCGUUCUACAGCUUGAAAAACAUAAUCUGAUGUAUUUAUCCGUAUUAUGCUGUAAUAUCGUGGCCAAGUAAGUAAGGGUGGAUGGCUCGAGGAGAUGUCCUCGCGCGCACCAUGAAGUGUGUUAUUCCGAGUGUGACGACUUCUUAUUCUUCUUUCAUGUAGCUUUAAGGAUGGCUGGAAAAAGUUUGCAAAGUGAUGAGGUGAAAUGUGACAUGGAUAGAGCUGAGGAGAAAAGCACUUUGCCUAAAGAUGAUUUACCAUGUAAGAUGGUGACUAACACAGCUCCAGGCAGGACCAUGCAGAGACUCAGUCCCAUACCUGAGCUUGAUCCUACAGAAACCAAAGCAGAUUCAGCCACUUCUGGAUCCUCAUAUGGCCUCUCCUCUGUGGAUAGGUGUAGCACUGUCUCCUCUUCCACAGACUCCUUAUCUGACAAUCAGGAUGUUGAAGAUGCCUGUGCAGGGAUCAUCCUCAACUGCCUCUUCUGCCAGUUCUAUGACCUGUGCAUCAUGCUGCCUGACACGUGUAAACGUGCUGCUCAUCAAAUCUGCCCAGCCUGCAGCUAUUUGUUUGCUCCAUUAGAACCGGUCCAAAGCGGCGAAUGGAACUGUCACUGUGAUAUUGACUGUGGCCUACUUGAUGCCUGCCAAGAAACAAGCGAUUGCCUGGAGUUAGCCAUGGAGAUUUCAGAGAUUUGUUACCGUUAGCAGGCUAGCAAAGCCAAGAAUCUUCGCAGUAGAAUUGGAGACUACAGGGCCACUCUGAAGCCAGUGCAGCAUUGUCAAUAUUACUGCUUAUUUCACAUGAGUGUCAAGUUGAAAUAUUACAUAAACAUCAACUUUGAAUGUAGUAUGUCUAUGUGCAUUUAAAUAAUGGUAGGUUUUGGCAUGGUGAAGCACAUCAGUGCAAAAAAAAUCUUUUUAGGAGCACAUAGAAGACGGAGGCAAUCGGAUCCAGGAGACGGUGCGAGACAUGCUGAUAUAAGCACUUGUGCAUGCUCAGGGCAGUUGUAUCAAAAUGUCAUGAGGAGGUGUCUUCAAGGUCUUCAUGUUAUCCUUGAGCAUGCAGCCUGAUUAAAUUGGAGUAUGUUACCACAAACAGCAUGAGAUGAUGUUUCUGUUGAACACCUUUCUAGAGUCCAUCAACCAUUGUUCUCUGUUCAAGAAGACCACUCCCUGGAGUGCACAGUGACAACUUAGUAGAUCAUUUGAGCACUUGUAAUGUAAUAGGAAAGCAGCAAGUACUGAAUGUAUGCAUAUGUGUUUGCAAUGAAUUCAUUCUUCUCUUCUGCUACUUAAAAGGGAUAUUAGCAAUGAGAAAUACUAUAUUGCCAAAAGUAUGUGGACAACUGACUCUCAAACUCAUAUUGUGGUUAGUAAAUAUUGUUCCUUCCUCAUUUUGCUACUGUAACAGCUACUAUUCUUUUGAGGAAGGCUUUCCACUAGAUUUCAGAAAACAGCUAUAGGAGUUUCCUAUUCAGCCAUAAGUGCAUUAGUGAAGCUGUGGUGUUCCAGUUCAUGUUGAAGGUCAUCAUUGUGGUUUGAUUAAUGCUACAGUAUACAGAUGCACUCUAGACAAUUCUGUGCCUCCAACUUUUGACACAAGUUUAGGGAACUACUACAUGAUGGUGUGAUGAUCAGAGGUCCGCAUAGUUUUGACCGUGUAGUGUAUUUAUAUAUCGUAUAUACAGGUCAUUUUUGUGUCAUACUAGUAAUUCAACUUGUUAUUGUGGUAUAAUUUUCAAAAUCUUUCACCACUCAUCAGAGAACCUUUGGUACUUCAAUGAAAGCAGGAGGUUCCUAAGGAAUUUCUUGAGCAUG